CUUCGGCCUCGGGACCAAGUUGAGAACGAUCUUCUUGGACGCCAAUUGCGCAACGAAAUGGCGAUGCCGCCAGGCGCCUGAAAUACAUACGAUGCGGCCGCCAAUUCAACGCCUCCCACUUCGGCCAGGCGUCCUUGAGAAGGUGUGCUGGCAAUGCACGCAUCGGGCUCUGCGCCAGGCCGAUCAGGCGCCGCGAGUUUCGAGCGCUGCGGGCGCUCCACGCACUGCGAGGUUCUUUUCCAAGUCGGCCCUUCCGCGUGCCCCGGCCUCUACGUCCGCCCUGCCGCGACAACGGUUUAGGGCCGGUUUCUUCCUUUCUAACGCCCUCCUCGCCCGUUCCAACGGCACCUCGGUCGCCUCCCAGCCCACCGACAACUCGGCGCCGGCUGCCAAUGCUUCUUUCGCCGCCUCCGUCGCGACCACAACCGAUGCUAGUACCCAUGUUCCUACCGAUGUGCCCCUCCUUCCACAUCGCCGACGACAAGCCGCAAGGCGUGAUGCGCUCCGGCAACAACAACAAGAACAAGGACAAGGACAAGGACAAGAACAGCAAGAACAGCAAGAACAACAACGACAACGACAUGGAGGACAAGAGCAACCAGGCAAUCCCUCGCUAAACUCCAUGUCCGCAUCCCUACCCCCCGACGCCUCCGCCCGCCUCGCCGACACUGCAGCCCGCGCGCCCGCCGACUCCCUGCGCCGCACCCUCUCGGCCCUCCUCUCGCUCUCCAAGCCGCGCCUGACCGUGCUGGUCGUCCUCUCCGCCAUGGUCCCCUACGCGCUGUACCCGGUGCCCGCCUUCCUCUCCCCGACGGCCCUGGCCGCCUCGACCCCGUCCCUGUCGCCGCUCACGCUCCUGUUCCUGACCACCGGCACGGCCCUGUGCUCGGCCGCCGCCAACGCGCUCAACAUGCUCUACGAGCCCGACACGGACGCCAGGAUGAGCCGCACCCGCACCCGCCCGCUGGUCCGCCGCCUGCUGAGCACCCGCGCCGCCGUCGCCUUCGCCGUCGGCUGCGGCCUCGCCGGCACCGCCGCCCUCUACCUCGGCGUCAACCCCACCGUCGCCUUCCUCGGCGCCGCCAACAUCGCCCUGUACGCCGGCGCCUACACCCCGCUCAAGCGCCUGUCCGCCGUCAACACGUGGGUCGGCGCCGUCGUCGGCGGCAUCCCCCCGCUCAUGGGAUGGGCCGCCGCCGCCGGGGAGAGCGCCACGGGCGACGGCACCUGGAGGGAGCUGCUCUUCGCGAGCGACGGGUCGAGCCUGGGCGGCUGGCUGUUCGCCGGCCUGCUGUUCGCCUGGCAGUUCCCGCACUUCAUGCCCCUCUCGUGGGGCAUCCGCGACGAGUACAAGGCCGCCGGCCUGCGGAUGCUGUGCUGGACCAACCCGGCCAGGAACGCGCGCGUCGCGCUGCGCUACAGCCUCGUCUUCUUCCCGCUCUGCCUCGGCCUCUGCGCCGCCGAGGUCACCGAGUGGAGCUUCGCCCUGACAAGCCUGCCCGUCAACGCCUGGCUGGUGCGCGAGGCCGUCAUGUUCUGGCGCUACGAGGGCCACAAGGGCAGCGCCAGGAGCCUGUUCUGGGCCAGCGUGUGGCACCUGCCCGUCAUCAUGGUCCUGGCCCUCGCCCAGAAGAAGGGCAUGUGGGCCCGCGUCUGGAAGAGCGUGGCCGGCGAGCCGGACGAGGAGGAAGACGAGUUUGACUACGACGAGGACGAGGCAGCCGAGUGGGUCGAGCAUGCCCGGCCCGGAAAUGUGGGCCCCGCGGUCGGUACCCGGAGGUGAUCCUCGGUCGGAAUUUCUUCUUUGACUGGCCCACCUGUAACAACAACACAUUUGUUGGUUGUACUAGUAAACAACUUUCAU
Messenger RNA from Thermothelomyces thermophilus ATCC 42464, 1864 nucleotides. RefSeq lists its product as uncharacterized. Gene Ontology annotation, cellular component: mitochondrion; mitochondrial membrane. The record is from RefSeq and is a predicted model, not a curated record. The coding region runs from base 623 to 1783 and encodes 386 amino acids. Gene Ontology annotation, molecular function: protoheme IX farnesyltransferase activity. Lineage: Eukaryota; Fungi; Ascomycota; Sordariomycetes; Sordariales; Chaetomiaceae. The transcript has a single exon. Gene Ontology annotation, biological process: heme biosynthetic process.